Molecule: messenger RNA, 997 nt
Organism: Stylophora pistillata
Lineage: Eukaryota; Metazoa; Cnidaria; Anthozoa; Scleractinia; Pocilloporidae
Cellular component (GO): cytoplasm
Molecular function (GO): glyoxalase III activity
Source: RefSeq, a predicted model, not a curated record
CAACCUUCCCAGGGGUGCUGCUUGCAGAACAGAGCGGUCCAAGUAUUUCUCGAGGAACAAUUUUCGCUGACUUUCUACGUGGAUAUCUCGCUCGAAUUAUCAGGCACAAUGGUUGCAGUAUUACUGGUGCUUACAAACCAUGAAGACAUGGGUAACACUGGGAAAAAGACUGGCUGGUAUCUGCCAGAAUUGGCUCACCCGUACCAUGUGUUCAAGACUGCAGGAUACAGCAUGACAAUGGUCAGACCAAAGGGAGGAAAGGCACCCUUGGACAAGAGCAGUGUUGAUGCAUUUGCAGAGGACCCCAUCUGCAAAGAAUUCCUUAAGAGUGACGCAAUGAAAGCCACUGAAACCACUUCUACCAUUGCCUCUGUUGAUCUAGCCAAGUUUGAUGUUAUCUUCUAUGUUGGUGGUCAUGGACCAAUGUUUGAUCUAGCAGACUGUGAAGUCAGUAACAAAGCUGUGGCCACAGUUUAUGAGAAUGGAGGGAUUGUUGCUGCAGUUUGCCAUGGCCCUGCUGGUAUUGUUAAUGCCAAGUUAUCAAAUGGUGAAUACCUAGUGAAGGGCAAAAAAGUGACCUGUUUCACUGACAAAGAAGAAGACAUGAUAAAGCUGGUGGAAGCCAUGCCAUUUCUCCUGGAAACAAAGCUCAAAGAACAUGGGGCAGAAUUUGAAAGUGAAGAGGCAUGGCAACCUUGUGUAUCUGUUAGUGCUUGUGGCAGAGUAGCAACUGGGCAAAAUCCUGCCUCUGCAACACCCUUAGCUGAAAAAAUUGUGGAACUUCUAAAGUAGACCAUUUUGGAUUACUUUUUAGUAGUGUAGAAUCAACUUAUGAAUUAAGUAGAAGUGGCAUGGGACUUUCAGCUCUUGUAGACUUGGUAAUUUGUAACUGUUGGCUUCACUGUUGUCAAGAAAGCACUAAGUACAUACCAUAUUUUGAGCUUGAAGAUGUCAGUUGAAAGUACUUUCAAGAAAUAAAAGGUUCCAAACACACUCA